Molecule: messenger RNA, 660 nt
Organism: Stegodyphus dumicola
Lineage: Eukaryota; Metazoa; Arthropoda; Arachnida; Araneae; Eresidae
Source: RefSeq, a predicted model, not a curated record
AUGGGGAAAAUGUUUGAUGAGAAUCCUGUUAGCACCUCUUCAAACUUAAUCACCUCUCUUCUGAUAAAAAAUGCGUCAAUUGCUGAUCUGUCGAACUUGAAUACUCUAGGUAUCGGAGAUCCUAUUGAAAUAAAAUCUAAAGAAGCGACACAUCAAUUAGAUAUGCAACAGUUCCAGCAAACGGUGAGAAGGGAUAAAGAAGGUCGUUACUUCGUGAAGCUGCCUUGGUUAGAAAAACAGGAGAUUUUGAAGGAAAAUAAAUUGGUUGCAGAGCGCAGGUGUACAACUACAGAGAAACUUAUUAAGGAAGGCAGAUAUGUAGAUUAUGAUGCUGUUUCCCAGGAAUGGUUAGCAGAAAAUAUUAUUAAAGAAGUAUCACCUUCGGAAGAAAAUAAAAUUCCAUGCCAUUAUUUACCCCAUCGAGGCGUUUUCAAGAAAAACUCCACCACAAACGUUCGAUCCGUUUUCGAUAACUCUUGUAGAUCCGGUCAUUCUCCAUCACUCAAGGAUGUUCUAGAAAAAGAACCAAAUCUCUUAGAGAAAAUCCUUCCACUACUACUGAGGUUUCGGGAAAGAUUGAUUGGCAUCAUUUCGGGCAUAAUAAAAGCCUUACAGAUUUCUAUUCCCGAAGAAAAUCAAGACUGUUUGGGAUUUUUAUAG